AUGAACACCACCCUUCCUUCCUGGAAGGAUCGGACGCAAAACCAGUUCGGCAAGCUUCAGAUUCAGGUCCCAUGGCGCUCCAUUCAGCUCCUGGUGCCGCAUCGCAUGCGACGGAAGAUUCGGUCCAAGUUGCGGAGUAGGAUUUCGCCCACCUCGUCGAUAUCCUCUCUGCAGACGUCCUUCUCGCCCGUCGACACGCUCAGGUCGCUACAAAGUCAUCGUUGGACCCUCUACGACUUCCAAUACUUGCUGCUGUUGAUUGUUGGAAUUUUCUCGUUGACUGUCAUCGAAGCGCCGGGGCCUCUGGCGAAAACGGCUGCUUUUACUAUGCUCCUGUUCUCGCUCCUGCUCCCUAUCACUCGCCAAUUCUUCCUGCCCUUUCUGCCGAUUGCCGGCUGGCUUCUGUUCUUCUACGCUUGCCAGUUCAUUCCCAGCGAUUGGCGCCCUGCAAUCUGGGUCCGCGUGCUUCCGGCCUUGGAGAAUAUUCUGUAUGGUGCCAACAUCAGUAAUAUUCUGUCUGCCCACCAGAACGUCGUGCUGGACGUGUUGGCGUGGCUUCCCUACGGAAUCUGCCACUACGGCGCUCCCUUUGUCUGCUCGCUCAUCAUGUUCGUCUUCGGACCUCCCGGAACGACCCCUCUUUUCGCUCGGACUUUUGGGUACAUCAGCAUGCUUGCUGUCACGAUUCAACUGGCCUUCCCUUGCUCGCCCCCGUGGUAUGAGAAUUUGUAUGGCUUGGCUCCUGCCGAUUACUCCAUGCAGGGUAACCCGGCGGGUCUUGCCCGGAUUGACAAGCUCUUCGGCAUCGACCUGUAUACCUCCGGUUUCAAGCAGUCGCCCGUCGUGUUUGGCGCGUUCCCGUCUCUGCACGCUGCUGAUUCGACACUGGCUGCCCUGUUCAUGAGCCAUGUCUUCCCGCGACUGAAGCCUCUUUUCGUGACCUACACUCUGUGGAUGUGGUGGGCCACGAUGUAUCUUUCUCACCACUACGCGGUUGACCUGGUCGCCGGUGGUCUCAUCGCCACCAUCGCGUUCUACUUCGCCAAGACUCGUUUCCUCCCCCGCGUUCAGAGCGACAAGAUGUUCCGUUGGGAUUACGACUAUGUCGAAUACGGCGACUAUACCCGGGAGUACGGAUAUGACUUGGCCGACGGCGAAUACAACCUCGACAGCGAUGAGUGGACGGUCGGCUCUUCGUCGUCGAUCUCGUCCGGCUCCUUGAGCCCCAUUGACGACCAUUAUACUUGGGAAGGCGAGACUCUGGCCUCGCCUGCGUCUGAUAUCGAAUCCGGAAGACACGUCAUCAGCCCGUGA
Aspergillus melleus is the source of this 1314-nucleotide messenger RNA. It is a transcript of the gene AUR1, whose product is annotated as phosphatase PAP2 family protein. Gene Ontology annotation, biological process: sphingolipid biosynthetic process; inositol phosphoceramide metabolic process. The record is from RefSeq and is a predicted model, not a curated record. Lineage: Eukaryota; Fungi; Ascomycota; Eurotiomycetes; Eurotiales; Aspergillaceae. The transcript has 2 exons. The coding region runs from base 1 to 1314 and encodes 437 amino acids. Gene Ontology annotation, cellular component: inositol phosphoceramide synthase complex. Gene Ontology annotation, molecular function: inositol phosphoceramide synthase activity.